Messenger RNA from Closterium sp. Yama58-4, 1803 nucleotides. Lineage: Eukaryota; Viridiplantae; Streptophyta; Zygnematophyceae; Desmidiales; Closteriaceae. The record is from the annotation of a GenBank genome assembly.
AUGGCGCAAUCCCCAACAGUUGGUCCUCCGCGCGGAUACCCUUUCAAUAACCGUCUGCUCCUCAUGGCGGCUAACACCCGUAGUAUUCACGACGAUCCCCCUAAAGCCCACGCGUCGCCGGUCAUCUACUUGCGCUACUUCCUGACGUUCUUCCUCGGCGCUGCCGUCGCUCUCUUUUCCACCGCGCAGCGUUCCGACCUCAGCGCCUUGUUCACCGAUCCAACCCUCCGUCUCCCGGCCUAUCCGUACUCUGGUGGCGGUACCGCCACUGGUAAUACUAACAGUACCGUCGACCUCUCCCCGCUCCUUCACGUGUGCUGGUGGUCCGGCGACCACGGCGGCUACACUGUCGACUCCCCGAAUGCGCCGUGGCUGCUGGAGCGCGGGGAGGCGGAGGCAGAGCGGCGAGUGCCGGGGGGCGUGGUUGUGGUCGGGGAGGAGUGCGCGCGGUGCGCGGUGGGGCGGCUGUGCAGUUUCACGAUAGCGGUGCAGCGGCCCGCGCACUGGGACGUGCCACGGUACUCGGCGUUUAAGGGCGAGCUGCUCGUGUCGCUGCACGGGCCCGCCCUGCUGCAGGCGCGCGUCGCGCGCAUCGACAACGACCCGCGGCGCAUGCUCGUGACGUACCGCGUGUGGGACGCGGGGGAGUAUACUGUGCUGGUGCGGGACUCAUGCGGCACGCUCAACUACACAUCGCACCACCUACACCAAACGCACAACAUCGCCAACUGGACGCUCCUCGCGAGUGGGGAAGCGGCGCAGGGCGCGGGAGCGGGGGGCAGCGAGGGGCAGGGCAUGGGGGGAGUGGAGAGCGUGGCGGAGCGGUGGGCGUCCCCGUGCGGGCAGGGGGACAUGGGCCGGUGGCUGCUCAACGGCAGUGACUACAGGUGGGUGUCGUACCCAUGUGCGCCGCCCAUCCCACCCCCCUCGCAGUGGGUGUCCACCCUUGUGGCGCGGGGCUUCCGCGAGCUGAGCUUUGUGGGCGACAGCCACCAGCGCUUUCUCUUCCUGCACCUGCUCUUCCUGCUCUCGCACCACGUCAACACCUCCUUCGUCAAGAGCCACGUGGAUUUCAGCUACCUGGUGGGCAGCGCAGGCCACGUGCGCAUGCUGCAGGGCGGCCCCGAGGAGAGGGUGAGCGAGGAGGAGCGCGCUAGCAUGCCGCUGAAGCUCAACUUCUACUGGGUGGAUGGCAUCUACGAGAACGACCACUACGGCUGCACCAACCGGGGGCGCUUCUCAGAGCGGGAGCACAGCUUCCCAGCCAUCUCCACCACGGCGGACGUGACCAUCUUCAACGGGGGCUUCUGGACCGCCGCCUUCUGUGAGCACGCGGAGCGCGCCCUGAGCGUGUACCUGCCGCCCUACCUCGAGUGGGCCUUCUUCCAGCUCGAGCACGCACAGAACCAGCGGGCAAGGUGGCGCGCUCAGCGCAAGCAGCAGAGGGAGAGCAGCGCGGGGAAGGCGGGGGAGGAGGAGGCGGAUAGCGGGGGGCCGUGGCUAGUGUACCGGAGUAUUCCCCCGCUGCGCACGCAGUACCGAUGCAACCAGGGCACGAACGCACAGGUGGCGCACAUGAACGAGGUGGUGCAGGGGCAGCUGGAGCGGUACGGGUUCUGGUGGCUCAACAUGUGGCCUGUGGAGCUGCCUCGGUUCUCAGACACAUGCAACGGGAACGACCCGCACUUCACGUGCUUCACACCCGCUGAGAACCCUAAUGGCGAUGGGGUGCUCACAGGGCCCGUUGGGGAGGCUGCUGUGUACAGGACUGUACAGUUUAUUCUUCAUGAACUCGUUAGAUAG